Messenger RNA from Haliotis rufescens (red abalone), 5542 nucleotides. RefSeq lists its product as uncharacterized. The transcript has 31 exons. Gene Ontology annotation, molecular function: G-protein alpha-subunit binding. Gene Ontology annotation, biological process: regulation of signal transduction. Bases 355 to 4446 code for a protein of 1363 amino acids. The record is from RefSeq and is a predicted model, not a curated record. Lineage: Eukaryota; Metazoa; Mollusca; Gastropoda; Lepetellida; Haliotidae.
UUAGUCAAUGGUGGCAAGUCACAAAGGAAAUAACAACGAAUGGUUUACCGACAACCCCCGAUAACCAUCCUUACCUGGACAAGAAUGUCGGCACAGUGACUGACAGUUGGACAAUGCUACAUAAUGCUCGCUGAAAAGUUCCCAUGCAUUACAGUCUAUCAAAAUCACUUCAGUGCCAAUCACUCAUGCUGUCAGUUGAACUCGGAGCUAUUAAUGUGAGAUAAAAGAUGACUCAACCUCAAAAGGGCCUCUGUAUGUAUAGGGCGCUCAAGUCAAACUGGGCAAGGAAAGUGGGCACCGCUAUGGUCUCCGUGGGUGAGGUUGUGACUGUUUCUCGUCUCUGUUAACUCUAGCAUGGAUACCGAUAUAGAUACCAUAGACCUAGAGGCAGAAUCCUUCGAUUACUGCCUGGACAUCAGCGGGGAGAACCUAGAGGACCUCCUGGCAUAUGAUGACCUCUUCCUCGACUACUUCAACGCCUUCCUCGGACUUCCGGUGUUUCCCCAAGCCCUGGGCUACAACCGUCUGACCGGGGCGUUCGAGGAGAUUGACCUGAGUGACCUGAGCGGCUCCCUGUCCGGGUGCGUGUCCCCCUCUGUCCACUAUGGCGCCACCACUGGGGAGUGCGAGAAGAUGCUGGAGUGGGCUAGGGAGGAGAGACUCCCCCAGUUUCUCAGAACUCAGCUGUUCCGAGAACUUAAGUUGUGCAAGCUGUUGCUGCGGCCCCUUGACGACCGUAUCUCUGCCAGCCGCAACUCCAGCCGACAGCUACGGGGAUACAGUCGUCAGUCCGAGAGCUACGUGUCCAGCCUUAGCAACAGCGCCGACAACAGUGCUGAAGAUGCCUUGGAUGACGAGUUCGGCCUGAUGGAACUGAGACAUUCGGCAUUAUACAGAUUCCGGAGACCUGGCAGUAGAGCACUCAGUGACCCCGCCGGGAGGAUUUACUAUGACAUUGGAGACGGCUACAGUGACAUGAGCGACACAACCUCCACCGGCACACCCCCUCCGGCUGCCCCCCGGGGGCCACGGAACCCCAGCAACGGGACACACAAGGAGCGAGGGGCGCUCACAGAGCGGGCGUCUUGUUCCCAGGGGGACAAGCGAGGGGGACAAAAGACAGGCAGCACGUCCAAGCGGGCAACCAGAAUAUCAUCAGAGGUGGAAGUGUUCCCGUCAGAUUCCAAUAAAGGUGUGAGAAGUCAUUCGUCCAAGCACGGCAAGCGCCCACCAUACUCAUCAACCGAGGAGGCUUUUCUACGGGGGGCCAGAGCCAUCUCGGCCCCUAUCAACUACGACGAGUACUUAAAGGCCCCCUACUUGAACGACUUCGACGCCCUGUUUGGCGAGGUCGAGCCGGAGCCGACGGGGGAGAGAUACGUGGUGUUCGAGGACAGCUCCGACGACGACAACACGGAGACAGACGUCCGCAACAUGGAGGGGAGGUUGAGGAUGUCGUUGCAGCAGAUGAAGGAGCAGGUUCUGGGAACGCUCUCGGGGAUGGAAGCGUUCCGGUCCUUCCUCCACGACACGGCGGGUCUGAGUCUGCUCAACUUCUGGCUGGACUGCGAGUUCUACAAGGACUCCAUGCAGGAUGAGGAAGAGGACUCCUCCCUGGAGACAAGGAACAGGUUGUUCAGAGACAUCCAGGACAAGUACAAGCUGAACCUGACCCAGGAUGCACGGAACUACAUCAGCAAGUCCGCCUCCAACAUGUGCCUCAGUCACACCAUCUUCCUACGCACCCAGUACGACGUCCUGCGACGGCUGCGGGCCUACUGGGUACCCCGGUUCUUGCUGCAUCACGAGAGGAUGGAGCCGUUCAGCUACGUGAAGCAGGAUCCGGAGACUGUAUCGUGGAGCAUCAAGAAGACCAUGCCCAAGAACCCCGUGCCCUUCUUCCCAUCAAUCUCCUUGGUGAGGUCAAUGCCUCUGCGUCCUGAUGACGCGUUGUCGUCGUCCUUGACCUCCAACUGGGACACCGUCACCAAGGGCAACACAAGCAGGGACAUCAUGUCUGUGCAAGGGAGACGACCGUCGUCGCUUGCCAGACAUAAUGGCUUAUGUUGCUUCAGGUCCACCAAGGAACGGUUCCUGCUGGCGCUGAGCGCGGACCGACUAGCCGGCGGACCUUUCCAGAAACAUCUUGAAAAGAACGGGGACCAGUCGUUGCUGUCCAACCUGUUGUUCUGGGAGGAUGUCACGGAAUACGGCGCCACCGAGGACAAGUCUGCAGACCGACUCCUCCGACUACAGCACGCAUGGGCCAUCUACAACAGGUUCCUGGCUCACGACAGCCCCUACUACGUCGGUCUCCCCGACUCUAUACGAGAUCGCCUCCACCAGAGCCUCCUGGAGGCUCGGGACUUCGUGGAGGCUUCCAUCUACGACUCCGCCAAGUACCAGGCCGUGGACCGACUCGAGAAAGCCUGGAUCAGGUUCCUGAAGGAAGACCUCAAGACUUUCCUAGAUUGCCGAGUGCGUCCAGAUGCGGACAGUCCUCCUAGCACUGCCGACGCCAUUGAGAUUACCGUCACCGACACGGAGGUGGUCAUCAAACGACCUCGACCUUGGGUCAGAAGGCUCCAGCCGCUCAGGGUUCCUGGAUCUACGGCAUCUGAGAGGGCACGACGACUACAGCGUGCAUUACAUGUGGCCGAAGACAUUGACUUCGACAGGAGGGCAUUGAAUAAAAAGUUACGUAUUGAACGUCGCAAGUUGAUGGAGAAGGAACGCAAGAAAGCUGUUAAGGCUGCAUACGCCAGACAGAAAGAGGCUAAACUAAAGAAGGGGUCCAAGUUUGAUUUUAGCGACGACGAAUCAGAGAACUCUAGAAGUCGAUCUUCGGCUGAUGGUGUUGACGGUAUGACGGUGGGAGAAGGCGAGGACGGAGUGGAGAUACUGCCCUCUUAUGCAGACUUGCACUCCAACAGACAGUUGAUGGCAAUGUUCCGGAAGUUCAUCCAGGAUGGGGACUCCAAAGAGUUGGCCCUCUUCCUGCCCCUCUACAACGACCUCGACACUUACUUUGAUAUGAAAGACAACAAACAGAAGAAAGACUCUCACGCUGGUCAUAUAUACAAGACAUACCUAGACGCUCAGAGUAAGAAGUUCACCCCCCUGCCUGAGAAGAUCUCCACCAGGGUGGCGGGGGAGAAAGACAGGCCCAAGUCCGCCACACUGAAGGAGGUCCACAAACAUGUACAGUCCAAGCUGGAGGAGCUGUUCAAAGAUUUUAUUCUGUAUCAAGCUGAGGAGUUCGGCGUAGACCCGAAGGACCUGGCGUCUAUGUCCCAGGCCGAGCUCACUAUGAGGAUGGGGGCAGACACGGGGACGGCGUGGAAGAAGAAGAACAAGGGCAAGGAAUCAGAAGAGGAAACGAAACAGGACAAGGAGAAAUCUACACAAAUAAGGGAGAUAACUCUUGAUUCUAUCAAAGUUCGCGUUUUCGAAGGGAGUCGCCGGCAGCAGCCGAAGUUAAGCGUGAAUAAACCUUCACUUAAAGCUAGUGCAGAUAAACGAAAACGAUCCAGUUCCAAGGUCCGCGACAGGGGAGACUCCCAGCCAAGAGAACAGUUCUCGAGGGUUGAUCGGGGCUCUCCAGGCAGUUCACAGGAUAGAAGUUUAGGCACUCCGUCGCCUACGUUUCUGGCUGCGCGUAGAGCAAGACGUGCGCCAAAGGCGACAGGUCGGGCCCACCCAAGCCGCGAGGACAAGAUAGAGUUCCUGAAGGCCCUGGGGGAGUCUGCGAUGGGGCAUCUCAAUAUGCAGAUGCUGUUCUUCUUCAAGUACCUUGUCAAACACGGCCCUGAAGAUGGCAUGCCUCAGAUAGACAAGGACUUGUUCUUCUAUGUUGAAGUCCAGAAAUUUAAGGACUGCAGCCACGCACAUUCCAACGAGGAGCUUCUGCGCGCCAAGGUCCAGUCUAUCGUAGAGUGCUUCCUGGAGUCUGUCACGACUCCAGCCCUCCAGGUUGACAUCACGCCAGAGACUCACACGAAGACGAACAAGACCACUGCACGCUACCUUCAGGGAAAGGAAUCAGGGUCCAACAUUUUCGAUGAAGCCCAGUUCCAGGUGUUCAAGGAACUGCUUCCCUACUGGGCCGGCUUCAUGAAGUCUUUCGCCAUGGACGACAAGAAGAAGGCACCAAAAACUAAAUAUCAGAAACUUGUAGAGAAGAGAUUGAACUCCAUACAGAACUAUCAAAUGCCACCCACGACCUUCACCCUUCCAUCAAUACCAGAGGGCGCUGUUCCCGCCUUCACUAUUACGCUAUCGGAAGGGGUCAAGUUCAAGCAACCUGAGGCGCCGGAUGAUGGCCCAUCUCUCCCAACACCCAAUCCGGACCGGUUGAGUAAACUGGGCGGCGCAUCAGACAGGCAGAACCGGUCCAAGAUUGCUAGUGCUAGUACCCUUAACAGUGCUCGAACAUUCAUCAGAUGAGGAUGAACCCAGCAUAGCCUGUCACUGUGUAGCUUCAUUUCAGUUGCGAAAUGCGACCCUUCAUUACAAUGGCAAGCAAUUUCACAGCCCGUACUUUGAACCUAUAUAAGUAAAACCUGUCAGGUAUAUUGAAACCAUUGAGACUAAACACCUCAGUGGGUAAGAAUUAUGUUACAUUAUGAAGAGUGUAUAAAUACUUAAAGGUAGUCAUCGAGAUGUCAUUCCAAACGCUGCUUAAUCCCAAAACGAGGCGGUGGCUUCCUUUAAUGCUGAACAUGUUUAAUGUUAUGGGAGUGAGUGAUGGCGUGAUGUUUGAUUUUACGCAAUGCUUUGUACUGACUUUAUGUAUAAUUAUGGUAUUAAUUAGUCGUGUACGUGUAUAUGUCUUGCUAGUAGUAUAGGUCAGUAUCGAUGAAUGCUGCAGUCAACUCCGUAUAUAAGUACGUCACAUUAAGUCACAUUUUGCCAACAAAGAUCGAUUUUAUCUUUGUGAUAUUUGCACGUGUGCUUAUUAGCUACCUUCAAAGCAGUUGGUCAGUAAGAUGACACAGUACAGGAUAUGUCGACGCCAUCCUUGGUUCAUGAGGUCACAAUUGAAAAAGAAACGUCAUCAAAAUAAUUGACUCAUACUGAUGUUUGAGUUGACAUUUCAGUACAUUGCUCUAAGGGAUAAUGAACUCGAAACUCGCUAGUUACGAUAUCAGAAAUUCCCCGAGCGUAUAAAAUUGCCAGAUAUUUGUUAACGAACAAAACUCUUAUCUCAGGCACUGAUAUUCGUUCAUUGAUACUGAAUAAAUAAUUUUGGACUUACUGUACUUAUUCUAAUUCUAACUCAAGUUUCGAGAGGGACAUUUUUUGAUAAACAUAAAUGUCCCUAUGAACCAUCGGACAGUAUAUACGUACCUUAUUGCCGCACAAAGUAUUCAGUGAACUAGACGAGCAAUGGGGAUGACAAAUCUGCAGAAAUUCUAAAAUUUUCAGGGGGCACGGGUGGCCCAGUCGUCUAAGGCGCCGCGAUUCGCUGUGCAGAGUUGCGUCCCUUGGUCACGCCAGAAACCUAUGAUUGUGGGUUCGAAUCUCGGUUCGCCCCGAUUAU